This is a messenger RNA of Juglans regia (Persian walnut), 619 nucleotides long. RefSeq names its product 40S ribosomal protein S24-1-like. The record is from RefSeq and is a predicted model, not a curated record. The transcript has 2 exons. Gene Ontology annotation, biological process: translation. Gene Ontology annotation, cellular component: ribosome. Gene Ontology annotation, molecular function: structural constituent of ribosome. NCBI's taxonomy places the organism in Eukaryota, Viridiplantae, Streptophyta, Magnoliopsida, Fagales, Juglandaceae. Bases 59 to 619 code for a protein of 186 amino acids.
UGCUUGUGCCUCUAUAGCCCUUGCGCGCUAGUCGGAUCGCCGAUCUUCAACGACCAAAAUGGUGGACAAGGCAGUAACCAUCAGAACUAGGAAGUUCAUGACCAAUAGGCUCCUCUCCCGAAAGCAAUUCGUCAUCGAUGUCCUUCAUCUAGGAAGGCCCAAUGUUUCCAAGACUGAGCUAAAGGAGAAGCUGGUAAGGAUGAAUGAAGUAAAAGACCCAAACUCGAUCUUUGUUUUCAAGUUUCGAACUCACUUGGGAGGUGGAAAAUCAACUGAUUUUUGGUUGAUUUAUGAUUCUGUUGAGAAAGCAAAAAAAUAUGAACCCAAGUACAGGCUCAUCAAGAAUGGACUUGAUACCAAGGUAGAAAAGUCAAAGAAGCAGCUGAAUGAGAGGAAGAACAGGGCUAAGAAAAUCCGUGGGGUGAAGAAGACUAAGGCUUCAGAUGCUGCCAAGGGCGGAAAGAAGAAAUGUGUUUUCAUUGGUUUUGUGCUGAUCUUAAAUCUGAUUUGCAGAAAUGAAUUUUUCUUUAAUAUAGGCAUUGAAACCAGUUUUAGAAAGCGUCCUCUCGCCAUUGAUUUCGUCGAAUCAAUUGCACCAAAUUUUGGUAAGAUAAUUUGA